Meloidogyne enterolobii is the source of this 346-nucleotide messenger RNA. Lineage: Eukaryota; Metazoa; Nematoda; Chromadorea; Rhabditida; Meloidogynidae. The record is from the annotation of a GenBank genome assembly.
UAUUUUUAUUUAUUUUUCUUUCCCCAAUCAGUCAAUGAUUCCAUCAAUAUUCCAACAUUUAUUUCAACAAUUUUAUUCAUUUUUAUUUUUUAUUUUCCCAUUUUUCCAUUUAUUUUUUCCCUUUUCUUCUUCGCAAGGAUUGAAUGAUCCAAGUUCUCAUUAUGUUGAAGGAAGAUUAGGGGGAAGGAGAAUUUGGUGGUGCCCCUCUGGUUAUGGCUAUUUGGCUUAUUGUCCCCAACCUACAGAUUGGGAUAAUUAUAAUUGGUGUUGUACUUUCCCUUAUAUGGGCUCUUGGCAAGUUUUCUUUGCUUUUAAAUUUAUUUUUCUUGAAUUUUGGAGUCAUUAA